Molecule: messenger RNA, 2728 nt
Organism: Oreochromis aureus
Lineage: Eukaryota; Metazoa; Chordata; Actinopteri; Cichliformes; Cichlidae
Gene: hebp2
Product: heme binding protein 2
Exons: 5
Coding region: 142-720 (192 amino acids)
Cellular component (GO): cytoplasm
Source: RefSeq, a predicted model, not a curated record
GAUGUUACGAAAACAAGCGCUCCUCACAGCACACACCUUGUUCGCCCAGACAUCGGUUACCAAACCCUCGAGUUGACUGCGGCUGGAAAGCUGAGUUUGCGUUUGUCUUGUCCUUGGAAAAGGAGGUUUGGAUCAUCAGUCAUGCUGAAAGCUGUGGGACAAGUGUUGUUCUCAACUGGUCUGCAGAAUCCGAAAUUCACUGCAGAGGAGAAAAAGGGACAGGACUAUGAAAUCCGCACCUACCAGCCCACUAAGUGGGUGAGCACCUCUGUGAGCGGGAUGCAGCUGGAAGCAGCCUUGUCUACUGGCUUCCGUAGACUCUUCAACUACAUCCAAGGCAACAAUAAAAACAAGGCCAAAGUGGAGAUGACGGCCCCCGUGACGUGCCACGUGAAACCCGGGGCCGGCCCUGCGUGCGAAUCUCAGUUCACCGUAUCCUUCUACAUCCCAGAGGAGCAUCAGGCCACUCCACCCGAGCCCAACGAGUCCGAGGUGUUUAUAGAGCACAGGAAGGAGUUGACGGUGUAUGUCAGGACAUACGGUGGUUUCUCCAAUGAUAACAUGAAGCGUGAGGAGCUCCUGAAACUUAUGGAAAGUCUGAAGAGGGAUGGAGUCCAAUACGUCGAGAAACCGUACUACGUAGCCGGGUACGACAGCCCUUUCAAACUGACCAACCGCAGGAAUGAGGUCUGGAUCCUCAAGAACGAAGAGGAGCAGUAGAGCGUUCCUGGGUUACACUCUAUCCUAUCAAAAUGUUAGUGAUGGGAAUUUAAAUGUGAUGAUUCGAUACAUUUCAGUUUGACCAGAAAAAAAAGUUAGAUUUGCUACUUCCACUAAAAGUUACUGAUUACUCACUGGAAAACUUGAUAAGGAGACUAAUUACAUGACAACUAGAGGUCCUGUCGGCCAUAUGAAGCAAUAUAACCAGCAGGUGGAGCCAAGUAGUCAAGAAAAUGUUUCUUAUGUUAACAGAAAACCCCACAAGUGCGUCUUAAUUAAAACAAUAUUUUUUUUAAUGACUAUUUUAAAAUACACUAAUUUUAGGCUUUUAAUUGUGCAUGUUGCUAACCUCCUUUUUCACAGCAGAUGUUUUAGCCUAACAGGGCAGGGACAGCACCCAUGUAACCGAUAACAUUCACAGUGUGAGCCGGUUCCAGGGGGGCAGUGUAGGCUGGCUCACUGUGGGAGCACACUGUGUACCUUUCCUGUGUGCGACGGACACGAAGCUUCUUGCUUUUCAUUUACACGCCUACGCUAGCAGGUGAGAGCAGCCACGUGUCACUCAGGCGACGCUGCUUAGAUUUGGCGUGUCAUCAGAUGUUUCCAUCAACAAAGAUCUUGAAGUCAUGCUGACACCAUAAAUAUAUCUAUUUUAGGAUCACUGGCUGCACUCAGAAUAUGUGAGACUUGCAAAAGUAAACCAGAAUAUAUAUAUAUAUAUAUAUAUAUAUAUAUAUAUAUAUAUAUAUAUAUAUAUAUAUAUAUAUAUUUUACCAAUUCUUCAAUUGCAUGUAAAGAAAGAAGGCAACAUGUGUAUUGUGCACCCUCUUCCUCCUGAGGUAGACUUUCCUGCAGGUCUUAAUGGAAAACUUACUGAAAACAAUUAACCCAUAAUCAUGAAACAAAAUUUCAAACAAACAGUUUCAGCUGCUUUUUCCUGCAACGUCAAGUCGAAGCCUUUGCUAUGAAAAAUGUUCAAAUAACAUGGCAACUAACUACUACUUGUUUACACUCACAUAUUGAUGUGACAGGACUGUGUGUAGGAAACAAAGAAAGCAAAGGAAAUGUUCGUAUUUGGUUCUGAAGCCAGUCCUGAAAUAAUACCAGUGCCUUUAUGGACAUUAAAACACGGAUAAACCCAGUCAUCGCUGUGUGUAAAAGUGCAGUCUGAAGGCUAUUAGAUGCAACUGUGAGGCUUUGUCAGUCAGAGUUAUGUGAAUCAGCGGUCAAAAUGGGGGAAAAAAUAGUGUUUUGCAGUUUAGUGAGGACUCACAGUCCAUAAAAAAAAAAAGUAAAUCCACACAAAAAUUAUCAGUGCAUCUAAAAGUGCAGAAGCCUCAUAUUUGUUUUCAUUGAACUUUGGAGUAUAAUAUUUGCACACGCCACGAGUUCAGCCUGUGAAAAUGUGUCUCCUGGUACUUGGAUUUGAGUCGCGUUAUAGAAAGGGAUCGCAUCAAAUCCGUUAUGACCAGAGGGAUCAAGUGCAAGGGAUUAAGCAUUAAACAUAUUUUGACUUUGUAGAUCAGCUGCACAGUUUAGCAGAAGGUUUUGUUGUCAGUCAGCUCUGGCGCUGGGAAGGUGACUCUGCCUGGCAGGCGGCCGAGCGUCGUUAAAUCUCAGUUUAUCUGCUCUCAGACCUCACUUACUGCCACUGCGACCGCAUCUGCAUCCAUUGUGAUGAAUGGCUGGGCCCGUCACAUCACACGUCUCAUAAGCUGUCAUUUUUGUCGAAUAUAAAUGUGUGUUUAACCAGCUUUGUGCUCAAUUGCUCAGACUGACCAUUUUUGGUUUAAUAUUGGCAAAGAGAGCUAACAAAAAUGUGCCUUUUUUCUUUUAUAUCUUCAUAUAAUCAUUAAGUGUGUGUUUAUUACUCAUGGUAGUACUUUUAUGAAGAAUGAUGGGACGAGCACUGCACUGAUAUGAAUAUUGGGAAAUUUGAAAGUUUAAAUAAUGUAAAUUGUGUUAUCUAAUCAAUAACUCAUGAUUAAACCAUUAUUCGGAUCAUAAA